Ostertagia ostertagi is the source of this 1263-nucleotide messenger RNA. The record is from the annotation of a GenBank genome assembly. NCBI's taxonomy places the organism in Eukaryota, Metazoa, Nematoda, Chromadorea, Rhabditida, Trichostrongylidae.
AUGGGAUGGCCACAGUUUUUGUUAAUCAAAUGGCUGAAGGUCUUUCCGGACCAAAUCUGGUACUGGGGAAAUGUUGACAAAUCCAUGGUCUCUGAGAUCAUGCAGGAUCAGCCGGAGGGGACAUUCAUGGUUCGCGAUGCAUCUUCUCCAGGAGAUUAUACGCUAACAGACAAGAUCACUGAAAGUCAGUGUCAGCUGAGUGUAAAACGAAAUGGCUUCGGUGUAAGGAGAGCACAUAAGACGAAAUUACAGUGCUACAAUGCCCAGCUGGACGUAUGUCUCAAAUACCCACUGCCACGACGGAAAAACUCUGUUAGAACGGUUGAAACAGUUUCUCUUCCAGCGUCGGUUUCGCCUCCACUGCCCGCCUUCAAUCCUGAUUGGGAACUUCGGCUAGGUUUGGAACGCCUUCGAAUAUAUCAGACGUCAGUCGAUCGAGCAGCUCGCUUGUUCGAUGCUGUUCAUGAGGAAAAGAAAAUGGCUGAUGAUCUCCAUUACGAGUAUACGCAAGCUAUCAUAGAUUUGGAACGUAAAGUGAAGCAGCUUGAAGACGUGCUAAGUACUCUUCAAAGCUGCAGAGAGUCCAAUGACGAGACUGAUCUUAAACGUGUCCACACAUUCAAGGCCAAUGCUGAGCUGGUGGAAAAGGGCAUAAAAAAAUUGAAAGAGGAACGUGAAUUUGUGGUGGACCGCCGUGCCCGAGUUGCCAAGAUCAUAGAGGAUUUGGAGCAAGCUUCAACUCAUGCUAAGGAGCGUCUUGUGUCAUGCCAUAACACUCGCAAUCAAUCUUACACGGAACUUUAUAAAAAAGGAGUACCGAAGCAUAAGUUGGGAGAAACAAUAGAGCAUGCAACGAGCAUGCUGGAAAAAGAAACGAUGCAAGCCAGCGAAUUGCUCGCAGACAUUCCGCUUACCUGGGAACCAGAACAUUAUCUCGUAAAUGACCCUUCCAAGGAAGCGGCAGCCGUGCUUAUUCUGCAAGCCCGUGCCCGUCUUCUAGAGAGGAUGGGUCGGCAUCGAACUACGGAUGGCAUUUUUUUGAUUCGCCCUUCUGCUUCACAGACAAACAAACUUGUACUGAGUGUGCUUCACGGGGAACGCGUAUCGCACUGCCUUAUCGGGCAGACAUCACAGGGAUGGGGAUUCGAGAAUGGAGGCGUUUAUUUUGUUACCAUUGGUGAUUUUGUUCGUUAUUAUGCAAAUGCUUCUUUGGAGGAGCACAAUUCUGAGAUUAAAACAACUCUGACCAUGCCAGCGUUAUAG